AUGAACUUCGCAAAUCUAAUGUUUCAACUCAUCCGAGAAAACCGUUAUUCGGGUCGAGUGUUCAUUGCCGAUCAAGAGGAAGUGAACAAAAUAUGUGAGGAUUAUCAGAAACUUGAGAACAAGUAUGACCUGUUCGAGCGGAUGUUCAUUCAACUUUUUCUGGAAGAAGAAAUCGAGCUGUCUGUACACUUUCGGUCUCGACAAACUGAAGGAAGAGACCUGCGGAAGGAUCAGCGUUUUCGAACUCAUGUUGGCAAAUUUCAACGAUUUUUCACUGGUAUUGUCGAGAUGCUCUCCAAAGGGCCGGAGCAACUCAGCAACAUUGUUCAAGUUCUUAGGUGA
Ostertagia ostertagi is the source of this 342-nucleotide messenger RNA. The record is from the annotation of a GenBank genome assembly. NCBI's taxonomy places the organism in Eukaryota, Metazoa, Nematoda, Chromadorea, Rhabditida, Trichostrongylidae.